This is a messenger RNA of Aspergillus candidus, 1478 nucleotides long. RefSeq names its product mitochondrial 54S ribosomal protein uL2m. Gene Ontology annotation, molecular function: RNA binding; structural constituent of ribosome. Gene Ontology annotation, biological process: cytoplasmic translation. Bases 169 to 1380 code for a protein of 403 amino acids. NCBI's taxonomy places the organism in Eukaryota, Fungi, Ascomycota, Eurotiomycetes, Eurotiales, Aspergillaceae. Gene Ontology annotation, cellular component: ribosome. The record is from RefSeq and is a predicted model, not a curated record. The transcript is spliced from 3 exons.
CCGCGCCAGCUAUCACCAGUUUCCCCCGAAUAUCCACUUCAGUUGGGCUCGGUGUUGUAUCAGGUGGCGUGGAAAGUAUCUUCCACUUUGUGACACCUUUUUCAAUUUGCCAUUGAGGUGUUCUCCCCGGAUUAGCCGAUUGGGAAAAGUGACCCAACUCGCACGAUUAUGUUACAACCUCGGUUGGCUCUGACGGGCCUCCGCCUGCCCUUCAGAUGUCUCUCCGCGCGUUCGCUUCGUCCGUACUCGACCGUCCGUGAACAAGAAGAUCCUUCUCCCGCGGAACCGGCUACCGCGACCUUCGACCCGACCAUUACUUUCGCUCCCCCGCCCACUCGUGAUGACGCCGGCGUUAACAUUCGAUCAUAUAAGCCCCGGACGCCUGGUAUCCGACAUUUGCGCCGGCCGGUCAAUGACCACCUCUGGAAAGGACGUCCGGUACAGAAGUUGACGUUUCCCAAACGGGGUCACGGGAAGGGUGGUCGUAACAACACGGGCCGAGUGACCGUCCGGCAUCAAGGUGGUGGUCACAAGCGCCGUAUUCGAACGGUUGAUUUCUUGCGAGAUGCGCCGGGCCCCCAGUUGGUGGAGCGCAUCGAACACGAUCCGGGGCGGAGCGCGCACAUUGCUCUGCUUCGCAACCAAGAGACGAAGCGGCUGACUUAUAUCGUGGCGGCUGAGGGUAUGCGUGCGGGGGAUGUGGUGGAGAGUUACAUGCCCGGCAUCCCCGAGCAUCUGUGGAAGAGCAUGGGCAGUACCGUUGAUCCCGGUGUCCUCGCGGCCCGAACGGCUUGGAGAGGAAACUGCCUGCCGCUGCACAUGAUGCCCGUUGGUACGCUGAUCUUCAACGUUGGCUUGCGUCCGGGCAAGGGAGGUCAAUUGUGCCGUAGCGCGGGGACCUUUGCCACCGUCAUCGCCAAGGGGACCAACCAGCUGGCGGCCGCUCAGCAAGCCGAGGCGGAAGCGGAAGAGGAAACUGGAGAGAAGAAGCGCGUUUCGCAGCGCGAGCAGCAGAAGAUGGACCGCAUCGCCCAGCACGUUACCAUCCGCCUCCAGAGUGGUGAAGUCCGUUUGAUCCAUAAGGACUGCUGUGCCACCGUGGGAGUUGCCAGUAAUCCCAACCAUCAGUACCGACAACUGGGUAAGGCCGGACGGUCUCGCUGGCUGAACAUCCGACCCACCGUUCGUGGUCUUGCCAUGAACGCCAUGGACCAUCCCCACGGUGGUGGUCGUGGUAAGUCGAAGGGUAACGUCAACCCCAAGAGUCCUUGGGGCAUGCCGGCCAAAUCGGGCUACAAGACUCGUCCCAAGUGGAAGAUCAACAAGGCCGUGGUCACUCCGAGAGUCCGCAACCAGGGCAAGCGUCGCAGAGGAAACUAAUAGAGCGACAGUAUCUACACACUCCUGUCGUUGGCCCUUCUUCUCAUUUACAUCUCAUGUUCCUCUUCCCCUUUACGCCAAGAUCACGCCUCCCACCA